This is a messenger RNA of Aspergillus sclerotioniger CBS 115572, 240 nucleotides long. RefSeq lists its product as uncharacterized. The record is from RefSeq and is a predicted model, not a curated record. NCBI's taxonomy places the organism in Eukaryota, Fungi, Ascomycota, Eurotiomycetes, Eurotiales, Aspergillaceae. Bases 1 to 240 code for a protein of 79 amino acids. The transcript is spliced from 2 exons.
AUGGAACGCAGCAGCGACGUGGUCAAGCUCUCAGCCUACACACCACUGUUGCAACAUUUCGGUUUCGCCCAUUGCCAACAUUGUACAGGUUUGAUCCUAGCCCCGGGUCCGUCGACAUCGUCAUACGUGCAGAAGAUGUUCUCCACCAAUCGAGGAACAGCUAUCUUCUCCGUUAACACCACAGCCAAUUUCGCAUCUUUGUACUGGGGUGGCGUCUAUAAUGACACGUUCUACGUGUAA